UUCGCUUCCCCACUCCGCUAACGAACCUCCAAUUCCUGUAGGAAGAAUGACGUGAAGACUAUCGAAGAGAGAAUAGCGACUUCUACCCAGCACAUAUCGCAUCAAGUGGCAUUUAGAAUAAGCUGGAAUUGUGCCAUCAUAAAGGUAGCCAACUGAGUAAAGAUGACCAUGCACUCCUGAGUGCACAGCAUCGCUCGUGUUUCCUGCUUUUUCCUGGAUCAUCAUCGGCUCAGUGAUGAACCACACCCCUAGCCCCCACAUGGCCGAGGCCGCUAAGUCCGGGGCGGGCCUGCUCUGUGGCCUGGGCCUGGGGCCGGACAGGGUCCGCUCUCCUGAUAGCCUGACCCACACGCCCAGCCCCACGGGGGGCACCCCCAGCUCCAGCCCUCCCCUGCUGCUCUCCCCUGGCCUGGGCGAGUCUGGGGACUGGGAGAGCCGCGAGGAGCUGCGUCUGAGGGAGCUGGAGGAGGCCAGGGCGCGAGCUGCCCAGAUGGAGAAGACCAUGCGCUGGUGGUCGGACUGCACGGCCAACUGGAGGGAGAAGUGGAGCAAGGUGCGCUCCGAGAGGAACCGGGCACGGGACGAGGUGCGGCAGCUCCGACAGAGGCUGGACGCCCUGACCAAGGAGCUGACAGGCGCAAGACGGGAGCGGCAGGAACUGGCCUCCGAGAACGAGACACUCAGACAGGAAGCACUGCGUCUCCGUGCUGACCAGGCCUCACCCUCCCACGCCCCCUCAGCACCACCAUCCUCCUCCUCCACCCCAUCCUCCUCCUCCUCACAGGCCCUUGUGGACAGCAAGCAGGACAGGGUGGACGAGGGGCCCGGGUCACCAGAACAGGAACCAGUGAGAGAUGUGGACACAGAGAAACCUGACAGACAAAAGGAGCUGGAGCUGUUGGAGUCAGUGCUGAGGUCCAAGGCGGAAGGUCCAGACUCGUGGGACGCCCGUAGCGCCAGCAGCCUGCGUUCUGCCCUGAGUCGACAGGACCGCAGCCGGCUGCUCUGGGAUGACAUCACUGCCACGGAGGAGGACCCCGGCAAGAUCAAUGCCCUCCAGCUCCGCCUCGACGAAUCACAGAAGGUCCUGCUCAAGGAACGCGAGGAUAAGCAUGCACUCAGUAAGAGCAUAGAAAAGUUGGAAACAGAUCUGAACCAAUGGAAACUCAAAUACGAGGAGCAGAACAAGACCAAGCAGGAAGCCAUGAAACAGCUGAACAUGUUGAAGGAGGUACACCAGGAUGAGUUGGGUCGCAUGUCUGAGGACCUGGAGGAUGAGCUGGGAGCACGCACUAGUAUGGACAAGAAACUGGCCGAGCUACGAGCAGAGAUGGAGCGGCUGCAGGUGGAGAACGCUGCCGAGUGGGGCCGGCGGGAGCGCCUGGAGACCGAGAAGCUGGCGCUUGAGAGGGACAACAAGAAGCUUCGGGCGCAGACGGAGGACCUGGAGGACCAGCUGGCCCGUAAACGGCGGCAGGCGGCCAGUGCCCUAGACACUGACCUCAAGACCAUCCAGACUGAGCUGUUUGAGAGGAACAAGGAGUUGGCAGACAUGCGCCACAUCCACUCCAAGGUGAAGAAGCAGUACCAGGACAAGAUGGCCGAGCUGGCCCACGCCAACCGGCGGGUGGAGCAGCACGAGACAGAGGUGAAGAAGCUGAGGCUGAGGGUGGAGGAGCUGAAGAAAGAACUGGGUCAGGCGGAGGACGAGCUGGAUGAGGCCCAUAAUCAGACCAGGAAGCUACAGCGGUCUCUGGAUGAGCAGGUGGAGCAGUCAGAGAACCUCCAGGUCCAACUGGAACAUCUGCAGUCCCGACUGCGGCGGCAGAAGAGCCCGGGCUUGUUUGGGAAGAUGAGGUCAGCUCGGUUCAGCCCGGAGAACCCAGACGGACCGCCCAGCGACCCAGACGAAGAGGAGGAGGAGCUACAGAUCCAGAUCCCAUGAACAAAGGAAGGACACACGGACUCUGACUUAGGGCCUCUUCAUUUCCCACCGUGCGAGUCCCGCAGACAGACAGACUGAUAGUUGGACGGAUUUGAUCUUGACGGCUACUCAUCUCCAUUGACCUGGCUCAGCCUGUUAGAGACUAACACUGGCACAUGGUUGCCAUGGACACCUGUCCCCACCUGCACCUGUGAACUACAGCGCUACCAGCAGGGUUCCAGAGGGAGCCCUCGCUAUACUACGACUGAAAGUACACUACACUACCACUCUCCAGUACAACCCACAGUGCACUGCGGUUACAAGCCACUACAGCCUGAGCCUACAGCCCUCUAGCUCCCUACACCUCAACCGUCAUUACUAUCGCUCCCAUAUCUUCAACACCCGCGGUGUUGAAAAACGCUCUCUCAGUCGCACUCCUCAGGCGAAAGCUCACGCCUCCUCUUUCACCCUUCCGUCCCUUUCUCUUUGCGUCCCGAGUUACUUCACCCAGCGAAUGUUGUACAGUAUCCUUCCUGAUGUAUUAAGAAAAAAAAACACUCAAGAAAGGGGUGUUGACCUAGCUGUGACGUUCCAGCAGUGUUCUGGUAAUGUUAUGUAAUGCGUUUGGAUUAGUGUCGUUAGCUGUACAUACAGCACCUGGGGUCGUCGUUAGUUCAUCAGUGUUUUGGGCUCAGCGUCAGACAGCUAAAUCCUCCCAGUAUUCUUGGGAGAGACUGGGACUGGAUAUGAAGGCCUUUCACUUCUAUGUCCUCUUGUCCCCUCACCGUAACCACUAAGGGACAAGGUGCUUGUGUAGAGGACGGGUCCGUUAGACCUACAGUAUUAACUUCUCGACAUUAGUGGGUUGUUCAUUCUGAAAGAGAAGUUUGUGGUCAACACACACAUCCUUAAAUAAAGCGUAGGUGCCGGGCUAAUUAAGUAUAUACUAGAAAAGAGCAGAAAAGGGCCUGCACACUGCACGGUUUUGAUCCGGAAGGAUCUUCAUCAGGCCAAGACCCUUGUGGAUCGAAACGUUGUCAACGAUGUGGUAAUUGGGAGCAUAUUCAGUGUGCAGGCCUUUUCUGUUCAGUUCAUUCUGAAAGCAAUAAGACAUCGGCUAUCACUCCCACUUACUCAUCUGCUACUACGGGGACCAAGUUAUUUGUAACGGUCAUGCAAAUUAUUUAUGUUGAUGUUUUUGAUAAUUGAUCUGUACUGUGAUCCACAGUGUUUUCUUUUUUGUAUUUAGCUCUAUAAAUGUUAAGUGUACGUAUAAA
This is a messenger RNA of Salvelinus fontinalis (brook trout), 3201 nucleotides long. RefSeq names its product coiled-coil domain-containing protein 102A-like. The transcript has 9 exons. Bases 236 to 1945 code for a protein of 569 amino acids. The record is from RefSeq and is a predicted model, not a curated record. Lineage: Eukaryota; Metazoa; Chordata; Actinopteri; Salmoniformes; Salmonidae. Gene Ontology annotation, cellular component: myosin complex.